CUGCGUUGGAAGCAUGCCCACCGCUGCAGUGCCGAGAUUCCUUCGUGAACUGCCACUUGUAGUGCCAGUGUCAGGUCAUAUAUGCGCGACUAGUAUAACUGGGGACGGUCACAGUCACCUACAUCUGAUAGCGUUUCCACGCGGUCACUCCUUUUGUCCUCCCGAGUCUCCUUGCUACAUAUAUAUCUCUAGACACGUUGCAUAGAACUAUGCUACAUCGCACACGACACACGACUUUAUGACUCUCACCAUGACCACGAGCACACUCCACAACGGUGUUCAUCCCCAGUCUCCGGUAACCAAUGGCACCACCACGCCCGCAAAACGCCCAAUCAAUGUUCUAAAGUUUGGAGGAACGAGUGUGGGCAAGUUCCCUUUGGAUAUUGUGAACGUUGUCAAGACAAGCGCUCAGGAGAAUGAUGUGGCUAUUGUUUGCUCAGCCAGAUCGAGCAGCACAAAGGCUGCCGGAACAACCAAUCGAUUAUUGCGAGCUGCUACGGAAGCUGAAAACCACCGCGAGUUUAAACCGCUGAUUGAAGCCGUCCGGAUCGACCAUAUCGAAACCGCCGAAUCUUAUAUACAAACGCAGAAAAUAUGCGCAAGGCUCAAAGCAGAAAUCGAGGAGGAGUGCGCAUUGGUCAUUCGGAUAUUGGAGGCUGCGCAAACCUUGGGCGAGACCAGCCCCAGAUCUAGAGACAAGGUGAUGAGCGCAGGCGAAAAGCUCAGCUGUCGGUUCAUGGCAGCCUUAUUAGAGGACCGAGGAAUCGAUGCUGAAUACGUCGACCUUGCGGACAUCAUUGAUUUCAAGGUUGGCCACAGUCUGGAUCAGCGGUUCUACGACAACGUUGCCGAUAGACUGGGCAAAAGGCUGCACGACGUCGCAGGCAAGGUCCCUGUGAUUACAGGCUACUUUGGAUCCAUUCCUCGCGGUCUGCUUAUGACUGUCGGCCGGGGCUACACCGAUCUGUGCGCUGCAUUGGUUGCGGUUGGAGUCAAAGCGAAGGAGUUGCAGAUUUGGAAGGAGGUCGACGGCAUUUUCACCGCGGAUCCACGCAAAGUGCCUACCGCCAGGCUCAUUCCGCAAAUCAGCCCGGCAGAGGCUGCAGAACUCACCUUCUAUGGCUCUGAGGUCAUCCAUCCUUCCACCAUGGACCAGGUCAUCCGGGCACGGAUACCGAUUAGAAUCAAAAACGUCAUGAAGCCCAGAGGAGGGGGGACCAUCAUUUACCCUGAACCUUCGGAGCUGGACUCUGCGUUGUCUGGGCACGAUCCCAAGCUGUUCCGCUCGCGCAGUGCGACUUACCUAAGCGAGCGGAAGAUGCCCAAGCGUCCCACGGCGGUCACCAUGAAACACAGGAUCCUCGUUUUGAACAUCCACUCCAACAAGCGGUCACUGUCCCAUGGGUUCUUUGCGGGCAUAUUCGCCACAUUGGACAAGUGGCGGCUAUCAGUCGACGUCAUCUCCACCAGCGAGGUCAAUAUGUCCAUGGCGCUCCAUUCUGAAGCACCACUGUACACGGGAGGCGGUGAUGAUGAAUACCAGAUUGUGGACCAAGAUCUGCGCGGUGCAAUUGAGGAGCUGAAAAGCUUUGGUACCGUUGAUAUCAUCCCGGACAUGGCGAUUGUCAGCCUGGUGGGGAAGCAGAUGAAGAACAUGGUGGGCGUCGCUGGAAGGAUGUUCUCCACGUUAGGGGAGAACAAUGUGAACAUCGAGAUGAUCUCCCAAGGAGCCAGCGAGAUUAACAUCUCGUGCGUGAUUGACGAACGUGACGCGGACCGGGCGUUGAACAUCUUGCAUACGAAUCUCUUCACUUUCCUCGAGACGUGAUUGGGGUGGACAUAUUUGUGAGCGACCUUUCAGCGACCUUUUCUUCCGGCAUAUUAUGGAGUUGUGCAUUUUAGACACGUGGUGUACGGAGGAGUCUUUUGGACAUACACCUAUCGGUGCAGCAAAUAUCUGAAGACAUUUGCGGGACAUAAAAUUGGACGGGCGGGAAGUUGGAUUGACAGCAGUGACUAUUUACGCUUGGUUCCCCAGAGCCGUGGGAGUAUGAUGUCGAUGGCGGUUUAGACAAGAUGAUUGAGAUGUUCGAAAUGUGGUAUGAUUUUAGGCAUAGCCACCGCAAUGACAAGAUGUCAAAGUUGAAUCCAGCUGAAUGCAGAGUAGUGAUGCAUCCACCCGACGGCGGGCUAGCCAGUGACAGAUUACGGUCGACAUGAUGGAUCAGCAGCCGCUGUCUCCGCAAGAGACGGCAAGUAAGAUGAACUCGAGGCAAGAUCUUACGGUGUUAAUUUCACAGCAGAAACUUCGGAAAUAGAUUGGAGGCGUCCAAAGUCGAGAGUUGUACGUAAGGUCCCUGCAGGUGUGCUUCAAUUGUGCAGGCUGAGCGAGCAGCACGUGCAACACUUAUUUGCAGGACUCGGAGUAUACAAUUACAACCAGCACUGCAGUGGCAGACACGGGAUCUUUUGGCGUAGGGCGGUCGGGAACAACUGUUUAUCCGCUCCAGCGCAACGCGUCCGCUGGCCUGCCCGGGCAAGUCGUGCGUUCAGUGUCGAGUUCCAUUUGCAACUUCAAUGUAAUACAGGCACUGCAGUGUUGCGAAAGAGAGCUGAACCAGAUGGUCGAGGCCAGCAAUGCCGAUGCAAGGGCAGAAGGAUGAAGCGGAUUGGGCGGAAGGCCACCAUCGACACCCAAUAGCAGUAAUGCCAUUGAUGAAGGCCCGCAGCAUAUCUGACACAAGCCAGGAACGGGCGGGCCAGGCAUGAAAAGUCGACAAAAAGAGACGAAGCAGCAUUCCAGGUCGAUCGAGAUGUUCGCAAUUGAUUGGAUGUGGCUGCACGACAGCGAGCAGCUCAGGGCCUCAGGCUGAAAUGCCGGAGCAGAGGACCAACCAGUGCCAGGUACCUAGGUAUUUUCUGUGCGCUUGGCGGGCGUCCGUAGCGCCAAACUUUAGUCAGAAACGGCCCACCACCGCAAGUUGGAACUUGACAGCAUUGGCCGUGCUGUUGGGAACGCGUGGUCACGGGAUAUCGGGUCGCUCGUCGGCUGCAUUGACACGCUGCGCGUCCACCGGUCGCCAGCGUCGCAGUAGUAUUCACUCUACAAUUGCUACCAUCAUAGCACGAUUAGC
Messenger RNA from Exophiala dermatitidis NIH/UT8656, 3134 nucleotides. RefSeq names its product aspartate kinase. The record is from RefSeq and is a predicted model, not a curated record. NCBI's taxonomy places the organism in Eukaryota, Fungi, Ascomycota, Eurotiomycetes, Chaetothyriales, Herpotrichiellaceae. The coding region runs from base 239 to 1828 and encodes 529 amino acids. The transcript is spliced from 3 exons. Gene Ontology annotation, molecular function: aspartate kinase activity. Gene Ontology annotation, biological process: amino acid biosynthetic process.